AUGUUCCUCUCCCAGCACCUCUAUACACUUGAGCUCUUGGAGCGUGCUGGCAUGACUGAUUGCAAACCAUGCAGCACUCCAAUUGACACCAACGCCAAGCUUUUUGCUGAAGGGGCACCUGUAGCUGAUGCCACUGAUUAUCGUGCCCUUGCUGGGGCUCUACAGUAUCUUACCUUCACUCGCCCAGAUAUAUCUUAUGUUGUCCAACAGAUAUGUCUUUAUAUGCAUGAUCCUAUAGAAUCUCAUUUGGCCUUGAUCAAGCAUGUUCUCCACUACAUCAAGGGAACCAUGGAUUACGGCUUGCGGAUCCUUCGCUCAUCUACUCAUAAUUUGGUUGCCUACUCGGAUGCCGACUGGGCUGGAUGUCCGGAUACUCAAUGCUCCACCUCUGGUUAUGCUGUCUUCUUGGGUGAUAGUUUGGUCUUCUAG
Molecule: messenger RNA, 429 nt
Organism: Panicum virgatum (switchgrass)
Lineage: Eukaryota; Viridiplantae; Streptophyta; Magnoliopsida; Poales; Poaceae
Exons: 1
Coding region: 1-429 (142 amino acids)
Source: RefSeq, a predicted model, not a curated record